AACGUACACCAAAUAUUAGUUGUGAAUCUCAUGGUUGACAGAAAAUAUUUCAGUAGUAGCUGCAUACGUAAUGCAUAGAACCAAAUAUUCCAUAACUGGUUAGGAUUUUGCAUAGCUAUGCAACCAAUAUAUAAGUGACAUUCUUUGAUAACUACGCAGCCCGAUUAAACGGUGUGAAUAAUUUAAUACAAACGAGCAGAAUUACCGUGAUAAUUUUAAAAUUUUAAAAAUAAUUGUUUAAAAUGCGGACAUUUCUUAUCAUACUAAUAUUGGUGAAUUAUCUGCGGCCAACGGUUUCGAUAUCUUCUGAGGAGUUUAUUUUUGACGAUGAGGACAGUCAGAACAAAACAGUUUCAGAAGAAUUUCUACUCUUCACUACGAAACCGGGCAGUGCAAUAGAGAAAACUUUCGUCGAUGGGGAUGAUUUCAGUGAUCAUGGUCCAUCGGGAAGUGACGUUGAGAAUCUGAGUUGCGAUGAGCACGCUAUGAAAAAAGUUGCAGAGCUUCAUUGUUUUAAGGGUGCACGAGGAGACACCGGACAGAAAGGUGAUCUGGGACCAAUGGGAGCUCAGGGCAUCAUUGGAGAGAAAGGUGAACCCGGUGUAACAAAGGAAGGUCCCCCAGGCGAGAAAGGCGAUCCGGGUGUUAAUGGAGAGCAUGGUCGCAAAGGACAAAAAGGGGAAUCCGUCUAUAAUUUAUCACCACUACAUGGUCGCAGAGGAGCAAUGGUAUACAACAACAGGGCCGAAUUAUUAAAGAUUGAGAAAUUCACCAAGCCAGGAGCCAUAGCAUAUGUCAAAUCUGACGAAAGAUUUUACGGAAAACUUGGAAAUGGUUGGGCACCUUUUCUCAUGGGAGAUAUUAUCGGGAAAAAAGGUACCCAUGACUAUUCUGCCUGGCAGCGUCAUCCGCAGAUCACGUAUAGAUCUUCUCGAAAGUCAUCUUUAUUUCGACCCGCGACAAGAACGCAUAAAUCUGAACUUCAAAACACAACUCUGCGCCUCAUAGCUCUGAACGACCCGUGGACUGGGAACAUGAGUGGCAUCGACUUCAUCAACUACGAGUGCCAAAAGGAAGCUUAUGAAUCAGGCGUCUCAGGUUUAUUUAGAAGUUUCUUGUCGUUUCCCAAGGACAAUGGAAUGAAAAUAUCAGCCAUUGGGAAAAGUCCAUAUGAUCGGAUCGUUAAUUUGAAGAAUGAAACUUUGUAUAAAACUUGGAAGAGUAUUUUCAAACGCUCAAAGGUUUCCGAGUCCAGUAAAACAACAUCCAACAACGGCACGUUAUUUCCAUAUGUGUAUUCCUUCAACGGAAGGAAUGUCAUUUUGGACGAUCACUGGGAUGAGAACUUGGCUUGGCAUGGCAGUUUUGAAACGGGGGAUGGUUCAUUCACUGGUUCGUGUAAAAGCUGGACUACAAACGCCUCCAACAUGACAGGACUUGCAGGCGAUUUCCUUUACAAUCACAUGUUGGACCAAAAAAGAAUCCCUUGCAACAGCAGCCUCAUCGUGUUCUGUAUCGAAAUUUCGCAAAAUUUGGCGAGGAAACAUAUCUCAAAUUUAUUGGAUUUGCCAGAAGACUCAACCAAAAGUGUUCAUUUGUCGGAUGAAGAGCACAAAUUGGUUUUAGAGAAGUAUGAUAACGAGUGGGACGAGUUGACAAAGUCCGACCACAAUCGACAUUUUCACUAAACUAUACAUUCUAGAACUGUGCAUACUUUAAUUGUGUAUCAAUGUAUUCAAUGUGUUCAAUGUUCUUCGGAGCUACAUAAUUAAUAAAAGUUGUUGUAUCUAAAUGUCA
Messenger RNA from Folsomia candida, 1797 nucleotides. Its product is annotated as collagen alpha-1(XV) chain. The transcript is spliced from 16 exons. The coding region runs from base 243 to 1688 and encodes 481 amino acids. Lineage: Eukaryota; Metazoa; Arthropoda; Collembola; Entomobryomorpha; Isotomidae. The record is from RefSeq and is a predicted model, not a curated record.